UCGGUGGACUCGCGGACGGAUCCCUGACCGGGCAGGUUUCGGGGCGCGGGGCGCUUUUCUGCACAGGGGGGAAGGGAAGCGCGCUAACUUCGCCGUCCCACCUGCUCUGUGGCAGAGCGCCCGGGAGGGGAAUCUCCUGCGCGAGCGCCUGCCCAGCCCCCGGCCGCGGUGCAGCCCUUGAGUCGGCAGCCUUGGCUGGAGAGCAGGGGCCACACGGGCAGAGCAGAAAGUGAAAGUAACUUGUGCACGCGGAAGUCCCAUGGGAAAAGCAGAGCCCCGCGGAGCCAGCGCGUCUCCCCCAAGGAAGAUGCGGCCAGAGGGCUGGUGAGUCAGGGAACUCCCGCUCCUUCGCACAGCAGCUCGUGGCGCAGCCUGGCCCGGCGGAUUCUGCACUCCCAGAGCCUCCCCUCGCGCUCUGCACCAGCCUCGCACCAUGCACCAGCCUCUGCCACCACCAUGACCGAAGCCACCAGCGCAGCUCUCUCCACCUCCCCCUGCGGACAAUGUUCCAUGGCCAAUGGGGCAUUUCCAUGGCUUGGGGGGCUGAAGGACACAGCCGACCCUGACUGCCCAGUGCUCUGAGCCAUAGCAGGGAAAGCCCAGACUGGACCUGCUGGUGCUUCUGAACAGCCUCUGGUGGAGGCUUUUGGAAGCAUUGAAACCCUGCGAGGAUGCUACAACCUGUUUUUUUUAGGUCUGUCUUUCGGAUUCUGCCUCUGUUCGUAGUUCUGUUGCCAGUAAAUUCAUCUACUUGUGUGAUGGAAAAUACAACUGUAAUACGUGAAAAGUAUGAGAAUAUCCUAAGCCACGAUAUUGAAUUGCUGGAAAAUAUGUCUGAAGAGUAUCGUGACAGGUGCUGCAGGAAUAAAAGACAUGAAAACCCCAGUGCGUUUUUCUGCAAUGAUUCUCAGGAAAUAUUGUCAUUACAGAAUAUGGCAUGUGACAUGCUUAAGUUCUUUUAUAAAAAAAAGAUCAACAAAGAUUUCAGAUGGCAAACUGCUCGGGUUUCGUGUAUGACAUUAGAAAUUCUACAUUGCAGAUGUGAUAGAGAGCAAAAAAAUAGAAAGGUUUGCAUAUUGCUUACACAACCCAGCAAAGACAUACUAGGGGCACAAGGCCCCAAGAAAAAAUGUUGCCAAGAAUUAUGUGAACUAAAGGAAACUAUAUCUAGUCUUAGAUCCUGCUGGAAUAAGUUUGAAAAAGAAAUUGCUAGGUAAAAAACUUAAAAUGCAAUCCUGUCUGUUUUUUCAAAGUACCAUUGCUUUGCACUUUACAUGCAUUCUUCAAGUAUCUCUGGCUGCUUACAUAACUACUUUUUGCCAAAGUUCUGAUGAGAAGAUCCAAUACCUUGUUCCUGGGGACAAAGCCAUUGGAAACCAACAAAUUGAACUGCUAAAGUUCAAGAAGUGGAAGCUAACAACACAAUUGGAAGCAAAGACAAACAGAACAGAAUGCUGUAGCCCCAUGAAAAGUACUUAUACUUUGUAGCUAUCUACAAAUACUUGGUCAUGUUUUUUAAGUAACUUGAUAUGAGUUUAAGGUGAGAAGAAACUUGUGAGGUGCCUACUGCAAUAAAUAAUCUUGGAAACGGCAAAGAAAGCAAAAUGUCAAAUUAAUUUGAUGUUUUAUAUAACUACAUCAUGGAUCAAAAUUAACAGUUAUGCUAGGUAAGAAUGGCUCCUGAGCCAGUUCUGCUGAUGCAAUAAUAUUGGAAGUACUGGGAUCUGAUGGGAUCUGCAAGCUGCUUUUAAGGCCAAAAAAUGGAACCAGGUCUGUGCCAGAAAAAGCUAGGGGAAUUAAUUAUUUUUACACAGCCUAGGAAGAGGUAUCAGUUUUGGAGGGAUCUAGCACAGACGCUGCUGAAGUAGCUAGAGGCAAGACGGAGUAAGACCUGUGGAUGGGGAAAAGGGUAGCUCCUGAACAUGAGCAAGAUCAGCUGACUGGAGAAAAUAUUAGCAUUGUGGAUUUGGUCAUCACAGUUAGCUGCAGGAAUAGUUAGAAUAGCUUACAUUAAUUGUGAUGACUUUAGUGUAUAUAUUUUACAUAGUGUAUUUAACAUAAAACAGACAUGACUUAAGAUAUGUAUGAGUAUUUUCAGAGAAUAAUAUAUUGGCAUUUUACUAAUUAUGUGUUCAUAUUUAAUUUUUGAUGAAUUUAUAAAUAUUUAUUAGUUGCUUAUACCUCACAAUUUCUUACUUAGAUAUUACUACUCCUUUUGUAACAAAACCCACUUUUAAUAUAUCUAACAAAAUGGUG
Emys orbicularis (European pond turtle) is the source of this 2256-nucleotide messenger RNA. RefSeq names its product interleukin 7 (gene IL7). Gene Ontology annotation, molecular function: growth factor activity; interleukin-7 receptor binding. The record is from RefSeq and is a predicted model, not a curated record. Lineage: Eukaryota; Metazoa; Chordata; Testudines; Emydidae. Gene Ontology annotation, biological process: immune response. The coding region runs from base 672 to 1217 and encodes 181 amino acids. The transcript is spliced from 6 exons. Gene Ontology annotation, cellular component: extracellular region.